UUUCAAAAACGAAUCCAGAGAUUCAACAAAAUUUUAGUAUGACUACUCGCAUCUGGGCAAAUAUUAUUACUGUUCCUAAUAAGUGGAACAUUCUUAAGUUUGAGGUUGAUUUAUAUGAUUGUAAAAUGGGUGAAAUGCUUAGCAAUAAAUGGCCGUCACUUGGUAAGCAAGCUACUGCAUACUUUCUUGAUUCUAUUGAAAUUAGGGUUUCUCCAAAUCCACUCAAAGUUGGUAUGAUCGUGCCAAGGAAUUAUAAGCCACAACAGCCCAAUCAAGUUACUGAAUAUUUAGAAGGUGACGAGACAAACAAAGGCUUUGAUUGUCAAUUUGGAGGUGAGAUUGGAACAACAUCUAAGAUUGGAAUCCAAGGAAAAAUUAGUUGUGAUACAAAGAAUGCCCAUAGUACCAAAUCAAUAAUGACAAGCAAAUGGAAGUUAGGGAGACAACAAAACUGUCAUUACGCAAAUAUUGCGUUACAUGAUAUGAAACUGAAACCAAAGAUCUUAAAGCAGUACCCUAAGAUGGUUCAUACACUCGAAAUAUCUUUUAAGUCCAUUAAAAAUUUCAAUAAAGAUUUUGCAGCACUUAACAAGCAACAAUUUAUUCAUGGUGAUCUUAUUGUUACCUUGGGGGAUGAUAAAGGUGACAAGUUAGGUGCAAACGACACUAAACAUGAUUCAGAAAUUAUGGAUAUUGAACGUAAACCUAUGCAAACUGAUUAA
Messenger RNA from Racocetra persica, 722 nucleotides. The record is from the annotation of a GenBank genome assembly. NCBI's taxonomy places the organism in Eukaryota, Fungi, Glomeromycota, Glomeromycetes, Diversisporales, Gigasporaceae.